Molecule: messenger RNA, 297 nt
Organism: Suillus clintonianus
Lineage: Eukaryota; Fungi; Basidiomycota; Agaricomycetes; Boletales; Suillaceae
Exons: 1
Source: RefSeq, a predicted model, not a curated record
AUGAGAAGAAAUUUUGUGAUACCAGUACUAUUAGGUGAUGCGCUACCACGGCCAAAUGGGUCUGAGGAAGAUUACGAGAAGUAUUGUCGAUGUAUGAUGAUGUUGUUCAAACCGUGGCGCGAUUUAAGGUCUUUGAAAGGUCAACAUAGUACUUGGACUGAGGCGUUUCAGACGGAAACAUUUUCCCCUAUAAUUGCUGCUUUAAUUCGCAACAUGAACGUGGAGAACGAAUGCAAAGAUGCUCGAGACAAACAUGCUGCGUUAGUAAGGGAACAACGUGCUAAGCCCCAUAUCUUU